Messenger RNA from Dreissena polymorpha, 1369 nucleotides. Its product is annotated as SUMO-activating enzyme subunit 1-like. Gene Ontology annotation, biological process: protein sumoylation. Gene Ontology annotation, cellular component: SUMO activating enzyme complex; cytoplasm. The record is from RefSeq and is a predicted model, not a curated record. NCBI's taxonomy places the organism in Eukaryota, Metazoa, Mollusca, Bivalvia, Myida, Dreissenidae. The transcript has 9 exons. Gene Ontology annotation, molecular function: SUMO activating enzyme activity. Bases 95 to 1123 code for a protein of 342 amino acids.
ACCUUUAUUAACAAGGGACACUACUCUAAGUGAAACACACCGGCUUUGCUCUCUAUUCCGUGAACGAGUAUUGUUAAAUACAAGACUGUUAAAUAUGGUAGAAAAAGCAAUUAUAACUGAAGACGAAGCUGCUCUAUACGAUAGGCAGAUAAGAUUGUGGGGUUUAGAUGCUCAGAGACGAUUGCGUGCAGCUAAAGUUCUGCUCGUUGGUGUGAGAGGUCUGGGCGCAGAGGUGACCAAAAACAUUGUGCUAGCAGGGAUAAAGUCAAUCACUCUGCUUGACCAUGCUCUGGUUACGAAAGAGGAUUCAACAUCUAAUUUUCUGGUAGCAAGAGAUGAUAUCGGAAAAAAUCGAGCAGAAGCAGCAAGGUCCAGAACCCAGUUACUUAAUCCAAUGGUAGAAGUAUCUGCUGACACUGAACAUGUGGAAGAAAAGCCUGAGGUUUAUUUCACGAAUUUUGACGUUGUGUGUGUCCUGUGCUGUAAACCAUCUGAGCAGAUGAGAAUUAAUCAGAUAUGUGCGGAUAACAACAUCAAGUUUUUCUCUGGCGAUGUGUUUGGUUACUAUGGAUACAUGUUCUCAGAUCUUGGUUUCCAUGAGUAUGCAGAGGAGAUUCAUAAGCCAGUGAUUAAAGCAAAUACCGCAGGAGACGGAGAACCAGCUCAGAAAAAGGCUAAGACAGAAGAACAGGAGAUUGUUGUUGUAAAAAAUUCUGUGGAGUUCAGGCGUUUAAAAGAUGCCCUCGAUGUUGACUGGUCAAGUCCUGAGAAUGCCAAGAAACUAAAAAGGACCCCUGCAACAUACUUUAUUGUACAAGUGCUAAACCAUUUCCUGGAGACCAAGGGACGCAGGCCGUGUGUGGAUUCUGUAGAAAGGGAUAAACAACAGCUGUUAACUUGUAAAGAGGAGGUUCUGAAACAGUGUGGCUUGAAGCCAGACUUUAUGGAUGAUGAGUUUACCAGCAAAUGUUUUGCUGAGUUAAGUCCUGUGUGUGCAGUGGUUGGCGGAAUACUUGGACAAGAAAUAAUAAAAGCUGUUUCACAGAAAGAUACACCCCAUAACAACUUCUUUUUCUACAAUGGUGUCGAAGGGAGCGGACUGGUGGACAAAAUCGGCAGCUAAAUAACAAGCCUAUUUAACCAGUGUUUUUCAAAAGAGCAAAGACACUUGAAAGGAUCUGAAAAUGUAAUACUGUAAAAAUACUAUUUUUGUGUAUUUGUGUAAUUCCCUGUAUGGGCGUAAUCGGACUGGUCGGUUUGAAAUGUUGGAAGAUUUUCACUGGAAACAACAGUAGACUUUGAAAUUGUUGGGAUAUUUUAUAAUUAAUGUUCACAGUGAAGGUUCGGGUAUAUUAAAGCAAGAAACUUU